Molecule: messenger RNA, 1222 nt
Organism: Nanorana parkeri
Lineage: Eukaryota; Metazoa; Chordata; Amphibia; Anura; Dicroglossidae
Gene: DBX2
Product: developing brain homeobox 2
Exons: 4
Coding region: 255-1166 (303 amino acids)
Biological process (GO): regulation of transcription by RNA polymerase II
Molecular function (GO): DNA-binding transcription factor activity, RNA polymerase II-specific; DNA binding
Source: RefSeq, a predicted model, not a curated record
UCAGAGGCUGGUAUUGCUGUGCAGCACUUGAUUGUUGUCCAUGUCAUAGCCAUUUGACAUAAUGAAUGAGUUGGACACACCUUCUCCCAGAAAAGCUGCUUGUCUUAUCUAGCUGGAGAGCUCAUAUAGCUGCACCUCUAAGUACAAAAACUACUCAGCAACAUUUUGCUGAAGCAGCCAAAGCACAGCUGCUUUAUUAAGAAAAGAAGCUGGAAACCUGAAGAUAACUUUUUAAGGUCUAAGCCUUGUUUAAGAUGAUGUCUGGAGUUUUGUCACCUCAUUCAAUGAGCUGGAACUUCAUGGGAUAUUCAACAUCAGUCCACCAUACAGCAACUCCUCAUGUUUAUGGGGGUCUGGGAAGAAGUUUUCUAAUAGAUAAUCUGUUGAGAGAUGUGGAACAACCUGCUACAAAGUAUGUCCCAAUAGGCUACAGCACUUCGUCAGUCCCUCUGUGUCCUGCAGCUGAACAAAUUAGCCCAUCAGGGGGUACACAUCCUACAUCUUGGGCUUUUCACCUCGUUAACCCAUCAGAUGGACUGCCUGCUCAUUUUGCACAUACCGAGGCCCUCUACCACCCUAAUUCAGGUGUUUCGAAAUACUUUUUUAUGCAGUCCCUGCCCUUCUACCCGGCAUGCUGUGGUGGGUCCUGUCAGCAUCCUGCCUCCCCCACUGCUUUUUCAAGAAAUGAAAGCGAACUUUCUCUGUUACCAAACGAUUCCAACACCAAGGUGAGACGUGUGAUUUUGAGGCGGGCAGUUUUUUCAGAUGAUCAGAGGAAAGCACUUGAAAAGAUGUUCCAAAAGCAAAAGUACAUCAGCAAAACUGACCGAAAGAAGCUCGCUGUCAAUCUUGCUCUGAAAGAGUCACAGGUUAAAAUCUGGUUCCAGAACAGAAGAAUGAAAUGGAGAAAUUCCAAAGAAAAAGAAGUUCUUUCAAAUCGAUGUGCAAAUGAUGGACAUUUGGAACAGAAAGCUCAGGCCAACCGUGUCUGUUCAAGUGACAGUGAUUCCUCUGAAGUGCCACACAACAACAGGAAUAAGGAUAAAAUAUCAAGAAAGGCAGUACAAUUAGUAGAACAGCUCAAACUUGAUUGCACAGAGAAAUCUCUUAGAGACUUAAAGUGUCAUCAAGGCAAACUACACUUGCAGGACUUGAAGGAUUUUUGAUGGAACGAUGUAUAUAUACUGAAGCUUACUUUAUCCUCAAAAAUACAACACAAUUU